AUGGGUGGCUUGGGGAAGACCACUCUCUCUCAGACCGUGUUGACUGACAACCGGGUUAAAGCUCACUUUGAUAUCAAAUUUUGGGUCUAUAUAUCACAUCACAGAGCUUUGAUGUGA
Messenger RNA from Linum tenue, 117 nucleotides. The record is from the annotation of a GenBank genome assembly. Lineage: Eukaryota; Viridiplantae; Streptophyta; Magnoliopsida; Malpighiales; Linaceae.